AUGAAGGUGUACAGGAUGUACCUAAGUGAUCACAUGCAGGGUGUUGUGGUGGGGCAGCUUGGAAAAAUAUCCGUUCACAUAAAGCGCAGACUAGGAACAAGAAAGGGAGUGGGCAUUGGGAAUAGCUCUAACUUUUCUGAGCAAGUAGUUGAAAGCUUUCCAUCUGAUAUCUCUACUGGUAUAUACUAUGGAUGGGCCUGUGUUGGAAAUGGAGAUGUGCAUAAAAUGGUUUUGAGCAUAGGAUGGAAUCCUUUCUAUAAGAAUGUUAAGAAAUCAGUGGAAACGCACAUUAUUCACACCUUCAAAGAAGACUUUUAUGGAGAAAUUCUUAGUAUAGUCAUAACUGGAUAUAUUCGACCGGAAAAAAACUUUGAUUCUUUAGAGGCGCUCAUUUCAGCAAUUCAGGAAGACAUUGAAGAAGCAAAAAGACAGCUAGAUUUACCAGAACAUCUUAAACUGAAAGAAGAUAACUUCUUUCAUCUGCCAGGAGGCAAAAUAGCUACCAACCACUGA
This is a messenger RNA of Balearica regulorum gibbericeps (East African grey crowned-crane), 513 nucleotides long. The record is from RefSeq and is a predicted model, not a curated record. Lineage: Eukaryota; Metazoa; Chordata; Aves; Gruiformes; Gruidae.